AUGGGCAACCCCCUGCUCGACAUGCAGAAGUACGCCCUGAAGGCCAACGACGCCAUCCUCGCGGAGGACAAGCACCUCCCCAUUUACGACGAGCUGCCCGAGAAGUACAAGGUAACCUACGUCGCCGGUGGCGCGUCCCAAAACGCAGCGCGAGGAGCGGCGUACGUCCUCCCGCCGGGCUCCGUCGUCUUCACGGGCUGCGUCGGCGACGACGAGCUCGCGCAGCAGCUCAAGGCCGCGAACAAGCGCGAGGGCCUCGACCAGCGCUACCUGGUCAAGAAGGGCGAGCGCACCGGCGCAUGCGCCGUCGUCAUCACGGGCCACGACCGGAGUCUGGUGACCGCGCUGCGCGCGGCGGAGAAGUUCGAGAAGGCGCACCUGGCCUCGCCGGAGGUCGCGCCGUGCAUCGAGAGCGCGAGGGUGUUCUACAUGGAGGGCUUCUUCCUCACGCACGGCAGCGAGUCCGCGCUCGAGCUCAGCAAGAAGGCGUCCGAGGGCGGCAAGGUCUUCGUGCUGAACCUCUCCGCGCCGUUCAUCCCGCAGUUCUUCCAGGUGCAGAUGCAGCAGAUCAUGCCCUACGUCGACAUCGUCAUCGGGAACGAGGCGGAGGCGGAGGCGUGGGCCGCCGCGACGGGCAACCCCGAGCAGAAGGACCUCGCCGCCGUCGCCGCGUCCAUCGCCGCACAGCCCAAGUCCAACCCCGGGCGCCCGCGCACGGUCAUCAUCACGCACGGCCCAAAGGCGACGACGGUCGUGUCCGGCGCGGACACCGCCUCGCCCAAGGUCUACAGCGUCCUCCCGCUCAAGGACGAGGAGAUCGUCGACACGAACGGUGCGGGCGACGCGUUCGCGGGUGGCUUCCUCGGCGCGUACGUCCUCGGCAAGAGCCAGGACGAGUGCAUUGAGGCGGGCCACAAGCUCGGCUCGAUGUGUGUGCAGCAGGUCGGGCCCCAGUACCAGUGGCCGAAGGUCAACAUCUUCGCCUGA
Fomitopsis serialis is the source of this 987-nucleotide messenger RNA. Its product is annotated as adenosine kinase. Gene Ontology annotation, molecular function: adenosine kinase activity. Gene Ontology annotation, cellular component: nucleus; cytosol. Gene Ontology annotation, biological process: purine ribonucleoside salvage. Bases 1 to 987 code for a protein of 328 amino acids. NCBI's taxonomy places the organism in Eukaryota, Fungi, Basidiomycota, Agaricomycetes, Polyporales, Fomitopsidaceae. The transcript is spliced from 6 exons. The record is from RefSeq and is a predicted model, not a curated record.